AUGUCCCUGUGUCUCACUUUUAAGGACAUUGAGGACAAGAAGGUCCAGGAUGCCCAGCCACUCGUGGACACCCGUGCCCCACUGUCUCUCAGCCACCACCACCUGAACCUCAAGAAGCUCAAGCUGGAGGAGGAAAGGCUUUCUGUCAUAGACAGGGACAAUCGCCUGCUGCUGCAGAAGCUAUCCUGCAUCAUGAGGACCAGGGGACAGACUGACAGUAGAAACAACUACACACACAGGAGUCUAAACAGGGGGAAACGAGAACAGGAACUUCGCAGAAUUCAAAGGAAAAGUAAUGUGCCGCAAAGAGAAAACAAAAUCAUUCCGGGAAGGAUCACAGACUCAGAACCAUUUUAUAGAACGCAAAGGUGGCAGGAAGACUCAUGCCAAAGGAGAAACUCCCAGAAACUCAGUUCUUCUCACCGAUGCAGUAAAGAAUUACAGAUCAGCAAGUCCAUCAGUGUGCAAGCUGGGUUGAUUGGUGAUGGGUUCUCAGGGAAGAGAAUGGGCCUUGCUGGGGUGGGGGCGAACAGCAAGAGCAAGGGUAGCAAGGGCAAGAGAGGGCAAGGUCCUUUGUUCUGA
Pteronotus mesoamericanus is the source of this 582-nucleotide messenger RNA. RefSeq names its product CFAP97 domain containing 2 (gene CFAP97D2). Lineage: Eukaryota; Metazoa; Chordata; Mammalia; Chiroptera; Mormoopidae. The coding region runs from base 1 to 582 and encodes 193 amino acids. The transcript has 5 exons. The record is from RefSeq and is a predicted model, not a curated record.